Molecule: messenger RNA, 462 nt
Organism: Penicillium concentricum
Lineage: Eukaryota; Fungi; Ascomycota; Eurotiomycetes; Eurotiales; Aspergillaceae
Exons: 3
Coding region: 1-462 (153 amino acids)
Molecular function (GO): oxidoreductase activity, acting on the CH-CH group of donors
Source: RefSeq, a predicted model, not a curated record
AUGGUCCUCCCAACAGAAUCCAAUCUCCAGCUCUUAUCGACUUCCCUAUUUCAAUCGGACGAAUAUGAAGCCCCAGGCUAUAAAACCCUGGAAUGCUCUUACUACCGCGCUAGAGUAAUAGGUAGACAUCAUGGACUGACCAUUGACGACAUCCUCUCUCACAACCUCAAGUUCUGGCAAUCACAUAUGGAUGCAAUAAUCAUCCGGGAUAUCGUGGCUCACCUUUUUGCAAUUCAAUAUAAUCUGGUUGCUGGCACGAUUGCCCCUUAUGCUACGAAGAGGCCGGACCUGCGACCGCAAUACCAUUUUAGGGAACUGGCUCACUCAUCAUCUUACAGUGCUUGCUUUAUGCUCAAUGAGAUUAACCAUGGCUGUGGUGCAAAGAACCUUGAAACCACUGCGAUGUUACAGUCCGAUGGCAGUUUCAUUCUCCACAGUCCCACGCCCAGAGCAGCAAAGUAG